Messenger RNA from Nematolebias whitei (Rio pearlfish), 1512 nucleotides. RefSeq names its product alanine aminotransferase 2-like. The coding region runs from base 1 to 1512 and encodes 503 amino acids. The transcript is spliced from 11 exons. Gene Ontology annotation, biological process: biosynthetic process. The record is from RefSeq and is a predicted model, not a curated record. Gene Ontology annotation, molecular function: pyridoxal phosphate binding; L-alanine:2-oxoglutarate transaminase activity. NCBI's taxonomy places the organism in Eukaryota, Metazoa, Chordata, Actinopteri, Cyprinodontiformes, Rivulidae.
AUGAGCUCCCUGAGAGACGUGAACCCGAGGGUCCGGGGGAUCAGAACCCCGGUGGACCUGCAGGGUCUGGCUGCACGAAUCACAGAGCAGCUCUCACAGGGAGAGAAGAAAUCCUUCAAGGAUGUGAUCGACGUCAGUUCAGGUGACUCCCACUCAGCAGGAAUGAAACCUGUCACGUUCCUUCGACAGGUCCUGGCAGUUUGUUUGUACCCUCAGCUGCUGAGAGACGAAAGGUUUCCUUCAGAUGUCAGGCUGAGAGCUCAGAGGCUCCUGGAGGCGUGUGAUGGGGAGAGCGUGGGUUCCUACGCCGACUCCUCUGGACUGCUUCACAUCAGGCAACGAAUCUCUGAGUUCAUCACAAAGCGAGACGCUGGAGUUCCCGCGUCCAGCAGAAACAUCUUUGUCUCCAGUGGUGCUCAGAGAGCUCAGAUGGUGGUUGUGAAGCUGCUGUCCACAGAGGAGGGUCAGACUCCGGCGGGUGUUCUAACCCCCCUGCCGUGUCCACACACCCUGCCUGCCCUGCUUGAUGAGGCCGGGGUGAUGUCAGUGUCUUACCUGCUGGAGGAGGAGCGACAAUGGGCCGUGGACCUGAAGGAGCUUCGCCGAGCUCUGACGGCCUGCAGGGGGCGCUGCCUGCCCAGGGCCAUUUACAUCUGCAACCCAGGAAACCCAACAGGCCACGUGCAGGACAGGAAGUUGAUUCGGGAAGUGAUCAAGUUUGCAGCAGCUGAGAAGCUCCUGCUGCUGGUCGAUGAGGUGUACCAGGACAGUGUGUACGCACAGAACCAAGAGUUUAUUUCCUACAAGAAGGUCCUGUUUGAGAUGGGCCCAGUUUUCAGAGAAAACGUGGAGCUGGUCUCGUUUCACUCGUUAUCCUGCGCCUGUGUGGCAGAGUGUGGCCUGAGAGCAGGAUUCAUGGAGGUCAUCAACAUGGACCCAGAAGUGACGCACUUCGUGGACACCCUGCUCUGCACAGACAUCAGUACUCCGGUUACCGGACAGCUCGCUCUGGACCUCAUGCUCCACCCGCCCCGGCCUGGAGACCCUUCAUACGACACUCACGCUCAGGAGACCGGGUUUGUUCAUGCCACUUUGAUCCAAAAUGCUGAGCGGGCUCUGAAGGUUCUGAACGAUCUACCAGGCAUGAGGUGUCAGCCGGCGAUGGGGGGGAUCUACCUUUAUCCUUGCUUGCUUCUGCCAGAGGAGAUGAGACAGGAAGCUGAGACGAUGGGGCUGGAGGCAGAUGUUUGGUACCGUCUAAAGUUACAGGAGGAGGAGGGACUGGUUGUAGGUGCAGGUGGAGCAGCUGGCAGCCAUCAUCUCAGGUUAAGCAUCCUGGUUCCUGCCGACACGCUGGAGGAGGUUCUGUCUCGACUCUCUUCCUUCCACCUUCGGCUCAUGAACCUCAAAACUGAGGAGAGACACAAGAAGAGACACGUCUUCACUCCGCAUGUCCCCAUUGAAGACGGAAUGAGCCCAAAGCUAAACAAUCAUCUCUCAGAAAACAUCUGA